UUCAAAUCAUUAUUGAAAAAGAGUUAAUUAAACAUUGAAUUUGAAGCAUUCAUUUGUUAGUUUUAAUUUGUGUGUUUCAUCAUUGGAAAUAUAUUUUGACUUGUCAUUGGAAAAGAUUAAUUGUUUGUUUUGAUUAGCGAUGGCUAAAGCAAAAUCAAGGUCUAAAAGAGCCGCUGGAAGUAAAGUUAAACGUCGUAAGCGACGAGGAAGCCGAGUUCAUCAUAAAGUCAAGAAAGACCCAAACGCACCUAAAAGACCUUUAUCUGCCUUCUUCUGGUUCAGUAAAGAGUUUCGCUCUAAAAUUAAGUCCGAAAUAUCUGAUGGUGGGGUUACUGAAGUAGCCAAAGAGCUUGGUAAACGUUGGGCCAAAAUGGAUGAAAAAGCCAAAGCUAAAUACGUUAGCCUUGCGGAUAAAGAUAAAGAGCGAUAUGAAAGAGAAUCUGCUGGUUACAAAGGAAAGAAAUCUAAAGUAAUGAAGUCGAAAUCAAAAAUGCGAAAACCCUCCAAAAAGAUGGAAUCAGAACACGAAUGACCGUCAAUUCUGGAAUCAAUGAAAGAGAAAUAUUUUGUCACAGAUAUUUACUCAUGAGAAAUUAAAGAAAUUUGAUUAAAA
Messenger RNA from Tetranychus urticae (two-spotted spider mite), 613 nucleotides. RefSeq lists its product as uncharacterized. The record is from RefSeq and is a predicted model, not a curated record. Lineage: Eukaryota; Metazoa; Arthropoda; Arachnida; Trombidiformes; Tetranychidae.